AUGAAGAAUCAGCAGUUUACGAGUGGUUCGUCGUUUGAUUUAUCGGCACAGAUGACAUCGUUUGUUCAUUCCAGCUCGUCGUCGGACGAUUCCGAUACUUUUUCUGAUUGUGAAUGCAGCAAUGAUAAUCUCACGUGCUCCCGAAUGUCGAACGGCUACGAUAUCGACGGUUUUCGAUCGAGAGACUGUUUGAAAUCACUUAUCCAAUCGUGUCUCGAUUCUAAUCAAGAAGGACUAACAAUGUUAGAUCACAAGUCAAUGUCUGAGAAUUUGAGCAAUUACACACUUAGUGUCGAAAAUUGUCCGAACGGCAAAUCUACACUAGAGAAGCAACAACCUCAAGUUAGUUUUGGUCAAGGAAGUGCAUCAUUUUCAUUUGCUUCUCCUAGUAAUAAUGUUGUCUUUAAUUCGGGCAAAUUAGAGACGAAAAAGAAUAAAAAAACACGAGUUAAAUGGACUAGAGAACUUCACGACAAAUUUACAAGAUGCGUUGAGCUUCUAGGAGGUUCCAAGAGUAAGUUAUACAGAGACGGCGAUGCGACGCCGAAGGGAAUCCUAAACCUAAUGAAAUGUGAUGGACUAACCAUCUUUCAUGUUAAAAGUCAUUUACAGAAGUAUCGUGUCGCUCAGUUUGUAAUUGACCUUUUAGUGAACGAAUUUGCAGCGGACGCUAUGCAGCACGUCGACACAAAACGGAGUGUACAGAUUGAGGAAGCACUAAGGCAACAGAGGGAUUUUCAGAAGCUUCUUUGUAAACAAUUAGAGAAUCAAAAGAAGUUGCAGUUGCGGAUCGAAGAACAAGCGAAGCAGCUUCGUGCUAUGAUUGAAUGCCAAUUCAGAACCAAAAGAGACUUCUAA
Messenger RNA from Erythranthe guttata (spotted monkey flower), 858 nucleotides. Lineage: Eukaryota; Viridiplantae; Streptophyta; Magnoliopsida; Lamiales; Phrymaceae. The record is from RefSeq and is a predicted model, not a curated record.